Messenger RNA from Effrenium voratum, 1182 nucleotides. Lineage: Eukaryota; Dinophyceae; Suessiales; Symbiodiniaceae. The record is from the annotation of a GenBank genome assembly.
AUGGGCAGCCAAGCAUUUGGUGCCUUUCCCUUCGGUUCCGCAGCAGCGGCAGGAACCCCGGAUCAAGUCUUGUGGCGCUCGACGGCCCGCUUCGAGAUCGAGCUGCCAGUCUCCGACAUCUCCUCAGGCGAUCGCGGCGGUAAGGGCUUGAUCCCUGGCGCGGAUGUUCGCGAGGGCGGAAACACGAGUGCCCCCGGUGUGAUUUGGCCCAGCGGCGACUGGGACUUUGUGGACAACAAGUGCAUUUUCCAUCUCACUCCUGACAUGGUCCUCUACGAUGCCCAACGCAUUUACCUCUACAUUUGGGCACUGAACCCCACGCGACCAAUGCCCAGAGACGACGGGGCGAACGUGUGGAAGAUCAACUUCUACUCUGCCGGUGAUUGGGGCCUUCCAGAUGCUCACUAUGUACCAUGCCAGCCUUUCAUGCCGCCUUUCUGCAACGACACUGGCGAAACUUACUUUGUGAAUCCUGCAUCAACCCCAAUUGUGUAUCGCCACUACUCCCUCCUCUAUCCAAACUACACGGAGGUGGAACAACUCAGUGGACCAUUCGAGUUCUCUGUGCCUGCUGACCAGCCGGAAUUCUUCGUCACAAACUUUGCAGUGCUUGGAGUCUUGAGGCAGACCGUCGUGCAGCCUGCUGGGACAAUUUUAGGCUCAAGGACCUCCAUGAACGUCAUGUUCGUCGCCGAGCUGGGGGCCAACCGCGGAGGUUUCGUUGCGGUGCAUGCGCCCGGCGGCUUUGACUUUGGAGAUCCUUGUGCUGCGCGGAACUUGCCACAGGAGUAUUAUGCCAGCUUCGGCCCUCCAGCGGUGAAUGUGCCGCAGAGAGUCUGGCCUUUGGAGGACAUGGGGGAUUGCGCCCUGGGCAGCCCACCAAGCUGGCACCCCAAUGGAGUGUAUGCCAUGGUCAAGGUGGAAGGUUCCAUCAUAGCAGCGCGCUUGUAUGGCUUGGAGAUCGACAUGUCCUUCCCGAGCAGUUACCUGUUUCAGAACCACAGCCACGAUUACUGGGCCUUCCACAUCAGCGUGGUGGACGGCUUUGGCUUCGGCCGCGACUCCACCUAUUUUACGGCAGCAAUGCACGCUGACGUGGAGAGGGUGCCCUGGGAUUUCUACAAGGACAAAUCUAGGGUAUGGCUCUGCAAAGAUGGACACACAAGUGACGCAUGUUACUGA